ACCAAAUAAAUGUUCUAGAUGAACUUGAUUAUACUGGAAUUAGCUUAGAUAAGAAACAACAAACUAGAGAAAAUCUUGAUAAAAUGGUUGAUAACCAUUAUUAUAUUAUGAGUUCUUCAGCAAACAACAAAACCAUGUUGCAUCUUAUUCAAAAGCAGACUUGUGAACUGAAGAUCAAGCUUUUUGGAGGGUUCGAUGAGGAGGAGAUGAAAGAAUGGUGGAGUAAACAUAAUCCCGAUUUGCCAGCAAUGGAUAAACAGCAGAUAGAACAAAUCGAAGACAUCACUGGAAAAAUUCCGCUUUUCUUAAAGUUCUUGCUAGAAUCGGAUCACAAGAAUUUUACAGAUGCAUUAGAACAUCUAAAUCAAAAAUUAAAUUCAAUAAUACAAUUGCCAAUGAUAGAAUUUUCGGAUAAUCUACUAUUAGAAAAGGGAUGUCUCGCUAGCAUUUGUAGGAAUGGAAUUACAGCAAAUAAAAUAAAUUUCAAGGUAGAUGGUCAUCAGUUUUUUUCCACUUUAGGAGACAUUAAUUUUUCUUGGCAAGAGGGGUUUUGUACCUUUUACUUGCUACGUAAAUGGAACCAAAAGUCAAUAGACGGAUUACUUGUCCUUUACAGGACAGGUACUUUGUAUAUUGCACCAGUUCAGAUUACCUUUGACAAGAAAAAUCAUUCAGAUUCUGAAGGAGCCUUUUUUUCUGAGAUUUGGCCAGAAUUGAAAUCAGGGAUAAAUAACUUGAAUGUGGAAAUAAUUUUCAUAUGGAUUACACAAAAGAAUGAAGCUGAUGUUGAAGUGGCAAGGAAGGUUAUAAGAAGAACUAGAGUUUCAAAGUAUAAAAAAGAGGUUGAAAUUAAUCCUGAUUACACAUCAGUA
Messenger RNA from Funneliformis geosporum, 872 nucleotides. NCBI's taxonomy places the organism in Eukaryota, Fungi, Glomeromycota, Glomeromycetes, Glomerales, Glomeraceae. The record is from the annotation of a GenBank genome assembly.